Molecule: messenger RNA, 1074 nt
Organism: Lentinula edodes (shiitake mushroom)
Lineage: Eukaryota; Fungi; Basidiomycota; Agaricomycetes; Agaricales; Omphalotaceae
Product: NAD(P)-binding protein
Exons: 7
Coding region: 1-1074 (357 amino acids)
Molecular function (GO): nucleotide binding; nucleic acid binding
Source: RefSeq, a predicted model, not a curated record
AUGACCACUGAACUUCAAUCAUCCAACCUCAGAUCGAUCUUUCUCCUCGGUGCAACCGGUUACGUUGGAGGCCAAGUACUUGUUUCUCUCGCUCAUGACUUUCCAUCGUUCCCUAUACGCGCGCUUGCGAGGAAUAUAACACCUCCAAAAUUGACACAACUGCAAGCUUUGCACUCGAAGCUUGAAGUGGUAGAAGGCUCUCUAAGUGAUCAUAAUGUAAUUGAGGCAGAAGCACAAAACGCGGACAUUGUCAUCAACGUUGCAGCUGCAGGCGACACGGACAGCGUAAAUGCCAUUAUACGAGGUCUUCAACAGCGAAGCCGAUCGUAUACACCUACUGUUCCGCCAAUCUACAUCCACAUGUCUGGUACUGGUAUCAUGGGCGAUAAUGCUCGAGGUGAACUUAUCGUUCCAGAUCGGCUUUGGGUGGAUACAGAAUUCGAUCUGGAAAAUAUCAAGACUAAGCUACUGACAAAUGCGUGCGAAGCGAUUGUUGAUGCUGGGAAGAACGAGGAGAUACGUACGAUGAUUGUUUUCCCUGGGUUAAUCUACGGUAUCGGACCAGGCAUACAAAAAAUAUCUCUUCCUCACCGUUUUUACCUGAAUCUUGCGGCCCAGGCAGGGCAUUCCGGUUCUUUUGGCCCAGGACGCAACAUCGCAGGACUAAUUCAUCUCAAGGACGUAGCGAGUGCUGUAUCAGCAGUACUCAAAGGUGCUUUGAACGGUGGGAAGGUGGGUGAGAAGAUCGGGGAAGGGAAGGAGGGAUUCUACUUUGUUCUUUCAAAGUACAUGUUGUCAAUGAUGGAGUUCAGCAACAUUGUUGGAGAUACUCUCUACAAGCAGGGUCUGAUCUCUAAAACCGGUUCUUCCCCAUUCUCUGCGUCAAUUGCAGAUAAGGCGGGACCUUUUGGUUACAAUAUCUUCGGAUCCAGCCAAUUCUGUCGCGCUGAGCGAUUGACGAAGGAGCUUGGAUGGUCUGCAGAACACACUGAAACGGAGAGUUUGUAUGACAGCCUUCCUAAGGAAAUUGAGUUGGCUGUGAAGGAGAUGGAGCUGCAAUUUCCCAAGAUCUAA